This is a messenger RNA of Pseudomyrmex gracilis, 1912 nucleotides long. Its product is annotated as SPRY domain-containing SOCS box protein 3-like. Gene Ontology annotation, molecular function: protein binding. NCBI's taxonomy places the organism in Eukaryota, Metazoa, Arthropoda, Insecta, Hymenoptera, Formicidae. The coding region runs from base 528 to 1313 and encodes 261 amino acids. Gene Ontology annotation, biological process: proteasome-mediated ubiquitin-dependent protein catabolic process. The transcript has 4 exons. The record is from RefSeq and is a predicted model, not a curated record. Gene Ontology annotation, cellular component: SCF ubiquitin ligase complex.
AGAAUUUGCUUUACUGCAAAUCGAUAUAAAUUAAAACUGAUCCAAGUAAUUUAUAAUUUCUGGUAGAGAAUUAUUGACAAAAUGUCCGUUAAACAGAGUUGUUUCAUAAAUUUUUUUUGAUUUUGUCCAAUCGUUUAAUUUCAAUUCACUGGUCUAGUUUCCACCAAAACUCAAUUCGGUUCUACUCUAGUACAGAUCAAAUUUAGUGUUCCGUUUCUACUGGAAGUAGAGUACUUAUAUACAGAUCAAAGCGGAAGUGAAAUGAGCGCAAUUUGACGCGUUACCAUCGACAUCGACUUAAAAUUGAUUCUACGCCGCAUUAGGUGUGAAUUAAUGCUUUUGUAGAAACUAGACCAGUGUCGUCUGUGUACGUAGCUGGAAAGCACCCAUUGGCUGCCAGCGGGGUGUCCACGCGCAAACGCUAUCCCCACUUAGCUUCUUAUGCGUAUAAAAGUUUUCAAUUUAAACCACGUGGAUGAAAGAAAUAACAGUUUUCUAUUUGCACGAAACCAAACAAAGAAGAAGAGAUGAAGAAAUCUGAUACAUCUUGUGAAAAAAAAGAAACAACAAUUCUAGAAAAAUCUGAUUCACGCCCGCAUGAAUGGACUUGGGAUGAAAGUUAUGUUAAAAAACUUCAUUCUUCAAUUGUGGUUUCACAGGAAAACACACAAAUUUUGUUUAAUCCUACAGGUGGUCUACAUACAUAUGGUGUGUUAAGAGGUGACAAGCCACUUGAAAAAGGAAGACAUCACUUUUGGGGAAUUCAUAUAACGGGAUUCCAAACCUCUAUAAUUGUUGGAGUAGGAACUGCAAAGGCUGCAACUUCAAGUUCUUAUUCAAUUGGACAAGAUUGUGAAUCAUGGGGUUUUUUGUGUAGUGAACUAUCUUUACAUCAUGAUGGUAAAAAAAAAGAUCUUGAUUAUAAUCAUUUUGAUUCUAAUUAUUUAAUAAGAAUACAUCUUGACACUUGGGCUGGUACUUUACAAUUUUUCUACAAUCGACGUCCAUUAGGUGAUGCUUUUAGAAACUUGAACAAUUAUACAUUGUAUCCAUUAAUAAGCUAUACAACCUAUAUGUAUACCAGAGAACUAAGUACCAAAGUAAUAUUAACUUAUAGCAUGUCGAUACCAGCAUCUUUACAAAGUGCUUGUGUAAAAGUCUUAACACGUUCGCAAAAACAGAUACUGCGGAAAAAGUUUCCUGGUUUGCGUCAUCUUUGUUACUUUGCUGAUAUGCUGCGGAAACAAAAUGGUAUUUGUAUUAUACGCACAUCCUUUUGUCACUCGAUAAAUAAUCUUGCAAUUGAGGACUAAUAUAAAGGAAAAGCCUUUCGGUACAUUACUCAAGAGGCAUAUUAAAACUUGACUUUUUAUACGCUGCUUUCCUUUUAGAAAAGACACAAAUUGCCACACGUCGCUUUUCAUUUAUAAUUGUGACCGACCUCAAUCGACAUUCUUUGACUCUUUGGGAAGAAAGUUAAACUGUGCUCGAGUGUGUUAAUCUGUGUCUUUUCAAAAUGACAGCAGUCAUAGAAAAAUUAUUUUUACGUACCGUAAUACACAUUUACAAAAGAUUCAAAGGUGUUACAAAGUAUGUAUAUAAAAAAGUGCGAUAAAAAAAAGUUUUUUCAAUAAAAGCAUAUUUUUUUAAGAAUCUCUGUUUGUACUAGAUUUUCGUUUUCGUUCUUAGAUUUUUGCUUUCUACCUGACGUGAAUUUGGUAUUGAUUUUUGUAUAAAAUAUAAUUAGCUUGUGUCCACCUCGCUAAUGAACCUCAUAAUUCUCAUAAAUACUGACUUCAAUAUGAAUUUGUGGUGUCUUCUGCUUCCUUAAAUUUGCCUGUGCUAUUUGAAAAAUAUGAGUGACAAUAGGAAUAGCGUCUAAGUGGUCUAGAGAAUAUAAACACGUACAGUC